AAAGCAGAUCGGGCUUUAUUAAUUAGCCCACAGCCCUAUCUUCCAGGCAAAGGAUCCAUUGCGUAUAAAUAAAGCCCAUCAUUUUCAGACAGUCACAGGGAGAGAAGAGAGAGAGAGAGGGGACUACUUGCUCUGUCACUGACUCACUGGUCGAACGAUUUCGCAAAAGCACAUUUUCAAGCGAAAUGGAAGAAACCCUAAAUUCAUCGCAUCCACAACCUUCCGAUGAAGCGACCGACGGAGUGGAAGCCCAAGCUGUAUCAGAGACUCAAAACCUUCAAAAAUCUUCCGAUUCUGAUUCGGACUCUGACAACUCGGACUCCGACGCCGAACAGAAUCUUCAAAUCGAAACCCUAGAAACGGAACUCUCCAAUAACCACGCCAACUACGACGCACAUGUUCAAUAUAUCAGGGCUCUGAGGAAACAGGGUGAGAUUGAGAAGCUUCGACAAGCGAGGGAGGCCAUGAGUGCAUUGUUUCCAUUAACCCCAACUAUGUGGCAAGAGUGGGCUAAAGAUGAAACUUCUCUAUGCUCUGGACCAGAGGCUUUCACUACGGUUGAGAAACUUUAUGAGCGAGGCGUGUUUGAUUAUCUGUCAGUCCCUUUGUGGUGUGACUACUUAAAAUUUAUUCAAAAAUAUGAUCCAUCAGUAUGUGAAUGUUCACCUGCUGGGAUUUUGAAGGCAAGAAACCUAUUUGAGCAUGCUCUCACUGCUGCUGGUUUGCAUCUUUCUGAAGGCAGCAAAAUAUGGGAAGCAUACAGGGAAUUCGAGCAAGUUAUCCUCCACAUGAUGGAUGGGAAUGACACUGAGGCAAGGGAAAAGCAGGUCCAGCGCAUUCGAAAUAUAUUCCACCGUCAGUUGUCUGUACCCCUUGGUGACCUAAGGCCAACACUUCUCGCCUACAAGGCUUGGGAAGCUGAACAAGGGAAUGCUUUUGAUGUCAACUCUAGCGACCUAGAUGGAAUUUCUUCUCAUGUUUCCUCUGCUUACAAAAAGGCUACGGAUAUGCUGAAUGCUCGUGUUCGUCUUGAAGAACAGAUUUCUUUGCAGGAUAUACCUCACUUGGAUAGACUUACACAAUUCAUGACCUACUUGAAAUUUGAGCAGUCUUUAGGUGAUCCAGCUCGUGUUCAAAUCCUGUAUGAACGUGCCAUAACUGAGUUUCCCAUAUCCAGUGAUCUGUGGCUUGAUUACACUCGCUACCUGGACAAAACCUUGAAGGCCGCCAGUGUUGUAAAGGAUGUUUAUUCCAGGGCCACAAAGAACUGUCCCUGGGUUGGUGAACUUUGGGUUCGUUACCUUCUUUUGCUUGAACGCGGCCAUGCUUCUGAGAAAGAGACAUCUGCUGUUUUUGAGAAGUCCCUGCUGUGCACUUUUUCAAGCUUUGACGAGUACCUUGAUAUAUUCCUCACUAGAGUUGAUAGCUUAAGGCGGAGAAUCUCGUCAUCUGGUGAACUAGAGGAUGCCUUGGAUUAUUCAAUAAUAAGGGACACAUUCCAGCGUGCAUCUGAUUACCUAUCACCUCACCUCAAGAACAUGAGUAGUUUGUUACGGAUGCAUACUUACUGGGCCCGUUUGGAAUCAAAUCUGGGAAAUAAUUUAGCUGCAGCUCGUGGAGUUUGGGAGAGCUUACUUAAAAAUAGUGGCUCUAUGUUGGAAGCCUGGCAAGGGUAUGUAGCAAUGGAAAUUGAAAUGGGCCAUAUAAGUGAGGCUAGAUCCCUCUAUAAAAGAUGCUACAGUAAACGAUUUUCUGGGACAGGCUCGGAGGACAUAUGCCAUUCUUGGUUACGGUUCGAGAGGGAAUUUGGUACACUGGAAGAUUAUGAUCAUGCUGUACUGAAGGUGACUCCUCGUCUGGAAGAGUUACAAUUAUUCAAAUUACAGCAGGAGAGCAAAAUCCUUGGCACAUCGAUAGAUCAGAAAGAUGAUUCCUUUAAGAAAAAUUUGCAUGAAAAGAGAAAGGCCUCCUCAAACAUAUCUGAUGAGAAGCCUCCAGCAAAACGUAAGAAAGAUACAGCUCCAAAUGCAAGACAAGCGUAUGAAAAAGAUAAUUCUCAAACAAGGAAUUCAUUUAAAGCAAAGACAGUGGAAGAUGUCAAAGUCCACGAUGGCAAGCCAGGCAGUGCACAUGAGGAGAAAAUGAAAGAUAUUACCCCUGAAAAGCCCCGAAUCUACAAUGACAAAUGCACUGCCUUUGUAUCAAAUCUUAGCCUCCAGGCAAAUUAUGAAGAUUUACGUGGUUUCUUCAGUGAUGUUGGUGGAGUUACUGCAAUCCGAAUAUUAAAUGACAAGCAGACUGGAAAAUCAAGGGGAUUGGCGUAUGUGGAUUUCUCUGAUGAUGCACUCCUUGCUGCAGCUGUUGCAAAGAACAAGCAAAUGUUUCUUGGAAAGAAAUUAAGCAUUGCACGGUCAAAUCCAAAGAAAGGCAAAAAUAGAGAACAUGGAUAUGUUGAUGCACAAACUGGUACAGUUGGGAGAUCUGAUACUAAAGGUCCAACCGAAAUCUCUGAAGGGAGCAGGGGAUCUCAGGUACAAUCAUCUAAUAAUAGGCAAGGAGAUGAAAAUUUUCAGCUCAAGGGGAAAAAUACAUUUGCGGUGCCAAGAAAUGUCAGGCCCCUUGGUUGGACCAGCACGAAUAAUCCAAAAACUGAUGAUGGAAACGCAGUAGGGGGAGACCAGAAACCGAAGUCCAAUGAUGAGUUCAGAAAAAUGCUCCUAAAAAGUUGACUUUUGUAAAGCAGCACUAUGACAUAACUUGUAUGGUUGGACAUAAGGCUUGUAUAAAUUUCCUGGAUGUACGCACUCAGAUAUUUUACUUAUAUGUACCACAUCAACAUUUGAUCUUGAGUA
Messenger RNA from Cornus florida, 2852 nucleotides. RefSeq lists its product as uncharacterized. NCBI's taxonomy places the organism in Eukaryota, Viridiplantae, Streptophyta, Magnoliopsida, Cornales, Cornaceae. Bases 186 to 2729 code for a protein of 847 amino acids. The record is from RefSeq and is a predicted model, not a curated record. Gene Ontology annotation, molecular function: protein binding; RNA binding. The transcript is spliced from 16 exons. Gene Ontology annotation, biological process: RNA processing.